AUGGAGAGAAACGACCGCAAACCGAACGCUCGUAGCCAUUCAAUAUCUAUUGAUCGUGAUUCCAAAUUUUUAUUGCGAAAAGUGCUACUGGAUUUUAUGAUACUUUUUAUUGUUGGAUUUCUAAUUUUGGUGUUCUAUCUAUGGGGUACACCAUACGAGCGGGGGUUCUUCUGUGACGAUGAAUCUCUCAAACACCCAUACAAAGAAUCUACAGUCACUAACGUCAUGCUGUAUAUUGUUGGCAUCGGUCUUCCUGUGCUUACGAUGUGCCUCACCGAGUGGAUCAGGCUCCGGGACUACAGAGGGGGAAGAUCACGCGUCAUACUUGGCAAGGAGAUACCAGCCUGGGUUUGGGAGGCGUAUCGUGUGAUCGGUGUGUUCCUCUUUGGGUGCGCCUGCCAGCAACUGACCACCGAUGUCGCCAAGUAUACUAUAGGAAGGCUGAGACCGCAUUUCUUUACCGUAUGCAAGCCGGAUAUUGACUGCAGGUUACCGGAAAAUAAGUGGCGGUACAUAACAAACUUCACCUGCCUCGGUACUGACGAUAAAUUGAAAAAAGAGAUGCGUUUGUCUUUCCCGAGUGGCCAUUCGUCGUUUUCGGCGUAUACUAUGAUUUAUUUUGCGUUGUACCUCCACAAGAGAUUCUCGUGGCGAGGCUCCAAGCUUCUACGACAUGGCAUACAGUUUGUACUGAUAAUCAUGGCGUGGUACACCGUCUUGACGCGAGUGUCUGAUUACAAACACCAUUGGAGCGAUGUUUUCGCCGGUUUCUCCAUUGGACUGCUUUAUGCUAUCAUUGUGUUCACAUUUGUAUCUGAUCUUCGUAAAUCCCCGCGUCGCCAAACCUCGAACCACGACAAUGAACUGACAACAAACGGCAACUCCCGGUCGGCUGGUUGGGGGGUU
This is a messenger RNA of Brenthis ino (lesser marbled fritillary), 906 nucleotides long. The record is from the annotation of a GenBank genome assembly. NCBI's taxonomy places the organism in Eukaryota, Metazoa, Arthropoda, Insecta, Lepidoptera, Nymphalidae.